This is a messenger RNA of Macrosiphum euphorbiae (potato aphid), 1461 nucleotides long. The record is from the annotation of a GenBank genome assembly. NCBI's taxonomy places the organism in Eukaryota, Metazoa, Arthropoda, Insecta, Hemiptera, Aphididae.
AUGGCUCGGGCAGCUGGCGCCGGGGCGGCCCAGAACAUGGACCUCUGUGCGGUUGUCACCCUGGACGUCAGGAAUGCGUUCAACUCGGCACCCUGGAAGCUGAUUGAUGCAUCGCUGCAGUGGUGUAACACUCCCGAGCACCUGAUCAACGUCAUUCGAUCGUACAUGUCCAACCGGUCAGUCCUCAUCGACAGGGACCCCGACACCAACGCAGCGCAUCUCCCUGUAUCGUUCGGCGUUCCGCAGGGGUCGGUUUUGGGCCCCACUCUGUGGAACCUCUUCUACGACGGUGUUCUAAGACUCAGUGUUCCAGGCCCGACCAGGCUCAUAGCGUUCGCCGACGACGUGGCCGUCGUCGCAGUGGCCCACAAUGCGGAGCUACUGGAGCUGGCCAUGAAUUCAGCACUCUCGGCCGUCAGCACCUGGAUGGCCGAAAACGGACUGUCGCUGGCCCCAGAGAAGUCGGAGAGCAUCGUGCUGACCAACAAGUAUGCCUAUCGGCAACCAGAGUUUGCCAUGAAUGGCUGUCCCGUUCCGGUGAAGAGUUCACUCCGCUACCUCCGCGUUCACCUGGACACCAGACUGUCCUUCGUGGAGCAUGCACGUGUGGUAGCUGCUGGAGCCAAUAAGGCAGCAACCGCCCUGGGUAGGCUCAUGCCGAACACCGGAGGUCCCACUCAGUCCAAGCGUCAACUCCUGAUGAGCGUCGUAUACAGCAGGCUGCUGUAUGGGGCCCAGAUCUGGGCGGACGAAGUCUCCAGUACUAAAAAGGCAAAGAGCCUAAUGACCCAAGCCCAGAGGUGCGCAGCACUGAGAGUGGCUCGCUGCUACCGCACGGUCUCGGACAUGGCAGCGCUAAUAUUGGAAAGAAUGCCUCAGGCCCCACACCUGGCGCACGAGAGGAAGAGCUACGCAGAGUCGAGGAGAACAGGCACGCCCCACGCCAAACCAGAGUUGCGGAAAGAGGUCAUUCGCCAGUGGCAGUCCACCUGGGAUGCCACCAGCAAGGGUUCAUGGACGAAACGGCUGAUCCCGGACGUGGGCAGAUGGUGGUACUAUGGCCCCAAGACAACCACAUACCGUAUGUCGCAGGCACUGUCGGGUCAUGGUUGCUUUCAAGCAUACCUAUUCAAGAGGGCUAGAGCACAAAGCCCGGCGUGCAUGCAUUGCACCGCAGUCCACGAUGACGCAGAGCAUACCAUCUUCAACUGUCCCUUCUGGAACGAUUCCAGAGCGGAACUGACAAGAUCCCUCGGCAGACCAUCUCGCCCCGAGGAUGUGGCUGACCUAUUGUGUGGUCCUAUUCAAGAGGAUCUGCCAACGGAGAGAUGUCAGCAGGUCAGGUUGUUGGCGGCAGCAAGGAGGAACUCAAGCCUUUUCGCAGAAAUGGUUGAGUCCAUAUUGGGCCAAAAGGAGACGCUGGAGAGAGCGAGGCAGAAAGCGGCAGCAGCAGCCACAUAA